CGGAGCAGACAGACUGGCUUUGAACUGUACUGCUGACCAACAAUGGCACAGAACGGAAUAGAGAAUGGGGUGGCAGAAGGGAUCAUAGCUUUGCCUUUUCCUCAGCCUGUUAAAUUCCAAGGCAUCACACACACCAAGCUUUUCAUCAACAAUGAAUGGCGCACAUCCAGCAGCGGAAGGACAUUUCCAACUUUCAACCCAGCCACAGGUGUCAAAAUCUGUGACGUCGAAGAAGCAGACAAAGAAGAUGUAGACAAAGCGGUGGUGGCAGCAAAGACUGCCAAGCAAAGAGGCUCUCCGUGGCAGAGAAUGGGCACGUCCAGCCGGGCGAGGCUGCUGCACAAACUGGCGGACCUGAUGGAGCGAGACCGGCUCCUGCUGGCGACUCUGGAAACUCUGGACACAGGGAAGCCCUUCCUUCAGUCCUUCUUCAUUGACCUGGAAGGCAGCAUCCAAACCCUUCGCUACUUUGCAGGCUGGGCUGACAAGAUUCAGGGCAAGACUCUGCCUGUAGAUGAAAGCUUCAUGUGUUUAACCAAACACGAGCCUGUUGGCGUAUGUGGAGCCAUCAUUCCAUGGAACUUUCCUCUGCUGAUGUUCAUGUGGAAGAUAGCACCAGCCCUGAGUUGUGGAAACACUGUGGUGAUUAAGCCAGCAGAGCAGACCCCCCUCACAGCUCUCCAUGUGGGAUCACUCAUUAAAGAGGCAGAAUUCCCUCCUGGAGUUGUGAACAUCAUUCCAGGGUUUGGUCCCACAGCAGGAGCAGCCAUUGCCAGCCACAACGACAUAGACAAAGUGGCCUUCACUGGCUCUACAGAGGUCGGCCAGCUGAUCAAAGAAGCAGCGGCCAAAAGUAAUCUGAAGAGAGUGACACUGGAGUUGGGAGGCAAAAACCCCUGCAUCGUGUUUGCAGACUGUGACUUGCAGAUGGCUGUGGAGGAAACGCAGAAAGGAGCCUUUUAUAAUCAGGGUCAGUGUUGUACAGCUGCAUCACGUGUCUUUGUGGAGGACAAUAUUUAUGAGGAGUUUGUGCGUCGCAGCAUAGAAAAUGCCAAGAAGAUUGUUAUUGGAGACCCACUGGAUCCCCAGACAACACAUGGGCCACAGAUUGACCAACAGCAGUUUGACAAAAUCAUGGAUCUGAUAGAGAGUGGGAAAAGGGAGGGUGCCAAGCUGGAGUAUGGAGGAGAAGCUGUGGGUGAGAAGAGCCUCUUUAUUCAACCUACCAUCUUCUCCAGGGUCCAAGACCACAUGCGCAUCGCCAAGGAAGAGAUCUUUGGACCAGUGCAGUGUAUAUUCAGCUUUAAGAGCCAACAGGAGGCCAUAGAGAGAGCAAACAACUCGCAAUAUGGCCUAGUGUCAGCAGUCUUCACAACAAGUAUGGAUAAAGCUCUAUCUGUGUCUGCAGCACUGGAGACUGGCACUGUCUGGAUAAACUGCUAUAACGCCCUUCAUGCCCAGACUCCCUUCGGAGGGUACAAGAUGUCAGGCAAUGGACGAGAGCUUGGCAAGUAUGCUCUGGCUGAGUACUCUGAGGUGAAAACAGUCACCAUCAAACUGAAUGAAACCAUCUGAGAAGAACUGGGAAAAUCCAGUGCUCUGCACUUCCUGUCCCACCAGACCACAUCAUAAUUCUCUACCACCUACACACUCCCAAUGACUUUAACAAACUAUGCUGAAACAAGGAUGAGGGUAUUACAGUAUAUCAGAGUCCUAUUUUGUUCUCCCAUAGGUAAAUAUAUAGUGCCAGCAUAUAAAACUGAUAAUGCCCUGUUGUAUUUUUCAAAAAGUACCUCAAUAAUUUAUUGCAAAGUUCCCUGGAAGUACAGUGAGUUCUGUAUAUUAUUCAAAAUUAGCGACUGCAUUCAGGCAGUGUAUUCCAGCUAACCCAAAGAGCACAGCAGGUAAAGUAAAAAUAGAGAAAUCUGAAACUUGUCUACAACCGAGGCUCUCCUUGAUCUCCAUCAUCAGCUGAUCCCUGACUAAUACACUUCAGCCUUCCCUGGAGGAUGCUGUCAUUGGGUUUGGUUUGGUUUGCUCUUGUUGUCUGUGCACUUUGUUCAGGGUUAUGUUUCAGUGAUUAAAUUUUCACACACAGCCGUACUAGACUUCUUUAUUCCAAGCAUUUUACUUCCUCUGUAUUGAAACUUAGAUCCUUAGACCAGAAACUCAGUCUAUUCUUUGACUCCACAGGGAAAGUACAUGAAAUAGAUUUUGUGUUUUCUGUCACGUGGACUGCGUGGGCGUGUCUCUUAACCUAAGGCUGAAAAAAAAUUUCUGCCUGUCUGUUCUGUUCCUUACAGCAGAUUGACUUUAUGAGAGGCACAAACUAAUAAAACAUCCGCUCAUCCACAGUGAUUUGGUUUCGUUUGGAUUUUUCUUGAGUUUCAAAGAUUAGUUGGGAGAUUGGCGAUAUAGCAAGAUCAGAUCACUGUCCAUUUUUAGGAGUUGAGUAGCUGAUGUAUGCAGAUACACUUUUUAAUUAUAAUCUUGUAAUACGAACAUUCUCUCUGCUGAGGAGGAGGCUCCUUUCAAAUGUUAAAAGAAAUAUUGUUUCCAGUAUUACACAAGGUAAUAUUUACCUUGCCAUUUUCAUUUUAGCACUGUUACAGCAAGAAUGUUAUCACUGCCUGGGU
Molecule: messenger RNA, 2636 nt
Organism: Archocentrus centrarchus (flier cichlid)
Lineage: Eukaryota; Metazoa; Chordata; Actinopteri; Cichliformes; Cichlidae
Gene: aldh1a3
Product: aldehyde dehydrogenase 1 family, member A3
Exons: 13
Coding region: 43-1575 (510 amino acids)
Molecular function (GO): oxidoreductase activity, acting on the aldehyde or oxo group of donors, NAD or NADP as acceptor
Source: RefSeq, a predicted model, not a curated record